AACUAACUGCUGCUUCCCAACCCCGUCCAGCCUACCGCUCUCUGGACGUCAUCUCCCAUGCUCCUUUUGUUUUUACCCCUCCGGAAUUGAUCACUCUUGCGACCUCUUACAAUCUACAUCCUUCACCAUGGCUGACAUGCCCAUUGUGCUCGACGGAGGAACUGGUUUCCUCAAGGUCGGAUAUGCUGCGCAGAACUUCCCCGAGCACCAGUUCCCCUCGAUAGUGGGGCGGCCCAUAUUGCGAACGGAGGAGCAGGCCGGCGACAUUGUCGUCAAGGAUAUCAUGUGCGGAGAUGAAGCUGCUGCUGCCAGAUCUAUGCUGCAAAUCACCUACCCUAUGGAGAAUGGUAUCGUGAAGAGAUGGGACGACAUGCAACAUCUAUGGAAUUACACCUUUUACGAGAAGAUGAAGAUCGAUCCUACGGGCCGCAAGAUCCUCUUGACUGAGCCCCCCAUGAAUCCCCUGAAGAACCGGGAGCAAAUGGCUGAGGUUAUGCUGGAAGGCUACAACUUUGGAGGUGUAUACGUUGCUAUUCAAGCUGUGCUUGCAUUAUACGCCCAGGGUCUCAGCAGUGGUGUGGUCGUUGACUCCGGUGACGGUGUCACCCACAUUAUCCCCGUCUACGAAUCUACAGUCCUUAACCACCACAUUCGCCGACUUGAUGUCGCCGGUCGCGAUGUCACCCGUAACCUCAUCGCCCUCUUGCUCCGUCGCGGUUAUGCCUUGAACCGUACCGCCGACUUCGAGACCGUGCGCCAGAUCAAGGAGAAGCUCUGCUACGUGUCCUACGAUCUCGAGUUGGACAAGAAGCUCUCCGAGGACACCACCGUCCUUGUCGAGUCCUACACCCUCCCCGAUGGUCGCGUCAUCCGCGUCGGUAGCGAGCGCUUUGAAGCCCCCGAAUGUCUCUUCCAGCCGCACCUGGUGGAUGUCGACCAACCCGGUAUCGCCGAGUUGCUCUUCAACACCAUCCAGGGCGCCGAUGUCGACGUGCGCUCCAGUCUCUACAAGGCUAUCGUGCUGAGUGGAGGAAGCAGCAUGUACCCCGGUCUGCCUUCCCGGUUGGAGAAGGAGCUCAAGCAAUUGUGGCUCACACGGGUCCUGCAAGGCAACCCGGAGAGGUUGAACAAAUUCAAGGUGCGCAUCGAGGACCCGCCGCGACGAAGACACAUGGUCUUCCUGGGAGGUGCCGUCCUCGCCAACCUGAUUGCCGACAAGGAGGAUAUGUGGGUUACCAAGCAAGAGUGGCAGGAACAGGGUGCACGUGCCCUGGCCAAGCUCGGCCCUAGAUAGUUGUCUCUUUCAUUCAGUACAUAUGUUGUAUAUUUCAUUUCCAACCUUACCUACCGACUACCUAUCAUUACCUACCAUCUAUCGGGGAUUCCGGUUUUCCCGCGCUGCGAACUGAACAAAAUCACCUCCAUCUUACGCCUUCCCCGAGCAGCCUCUUUUCCCCCCCACCCCCUCCUUCCUCAUGUUCUAUUUCCAUAGCUCCGUCAUUUGUCCCAUACUACGUACAUACAAUUAUAGCUUUUCUGGCGUGUCGGGGAGAUUGAGUUAAGUAAGGCCGGCUUGGUGUCAUGUCAUGUCAUCUAGCAUGUGAAGAAAUGACUGAAUCGAGCUGGCUUGUAUGUCUAUCUUUUCCUCCUUACGAUCGGUCCUUUCCUUCUCCUCAGUAAAC
Aspergillus vadensis CBS 113365 is the source of this 1682-nucleotide messenger RNA. RefSeq names its product actin-related protein 2. Bases 128 to 1294 code for a protein of 388 amino acids. Lineage: Eukaryota; Fungi; Ascomycota; Eurotiomycetes; Eurotiales; Aspergillaceae. Gene Ontology annotation, biological process: Arp2/3 complex-mediated actin nucleation. The transcript has 7 exons. Gene Ontology annotation, molecular function: actin filament binding. The record is from RefSeq and is a predicted model, not a curated record. Gene Ontology annotation, cellular component: Arp2/3 protein complex; actin cortical patch.